AUGGCGGAUGAUGGUGGAUUUGAUGUCGACGAUAUGUUGGAGAAUGCGUUAGAGUCGAAGUCAACAGAGAGUGCAGGCGCGCCCAAAGAGGCUUCUGUUCCCGAUAAGGGCAAAGAAAAUGGCUCCUCAAAGAAGAAGAAGGAUAAAACUCGAAGUGGAAGUCGCUCACGGUCGCGCAGCCGUGAUCGUAAGAAGCGUAAGCGCAGUAGUAGUCGCGACAGGAAACGCAGUUCGAGCCGUGAUCGUCGACGUCGUCGCAGCAGAUCGAAGUCUCGUGAUCGAAAGCGCAGUCGCAGCCGGGAUCGAAGAAGAAGCAGAUCGCGAGAACGCAGGAGGUCAAGGUCCCGUUCGCGCGAUCGGCGUCGCUCUUCCCGCGAUCGUCGGCGUAGGUCAAGAUCUCGUCCACGUGUAAUAGAUCACCGUGACAGGCGCUCUCCAAUUAGAAGGUCACCGCCACCAAGAAAUCGUCUCCCAGGACCGGAACGUCGUGAUGUUAUGCCCUUUACUGCUCGAUCGUCGCCUCCACGCGGUGCCAAGUUGGAUAUGACUGCAGAAGAAAGAGAUCAAAGGACAUUAUUCAUUCUUCAGAUAGCUCGCCAAACUCGUCCACGCGAUCUGGAGGAAUUCUUCAGCGCUGUUGGCAGUGUGCGCGACGUCCGCAUAAUCACUGACUCACGCACAGGUCGAUCUAAAGGAAUAGCUUACGUUGAAUUUUGGGAAGAAGAGAGCGUUCCUCUUGGUCUUGCACUUAGUGGACAGAAACUUCUAGGAGCUCCUCUUGUAAUUCAACGUACAUGUGCUGAAAGAAAUCGAGCAGCUAACGCCACCAUUGGCACCACACUUGGAUUUGGUCCUGCUCCAUCAAAGGGACCUUGCAAGCUACAUGUAUCACAGUUGCAUCCCAACAUCACCGAGAGCAUGCUGGAUGGGAUUUUUGACGCUUUUGGUCGAGUGGAGAAAAUAGAAGUUGUUAAAGACCCUGCUGGCAAUAGUAUGGGUUACGGUUUUGUAACGUUUAAACUAACCGAAGAUGCAACAAAAGCUAUGGAGCAGUUAAAUGGGUUUGAAAUUGCCGGCAAACCUAUCAAGGUUUCGGUUGUGGACGAGGAUGAGGAAUCAAUACGUCAACGAAGUUUGGAUGACGUAGCAGACGAGAAACAGGGCCUUGCACUUGGACAGGGCGGACGUAUACAACUCAUGGCCAAACUUGCCCAAGGAACAGGGAUAGAAUUGCCGCCGUCUGCUCAACAGGCUCUUCAACAGCAGGCUGCUGAUCCCACUAUACCUGCGAUUGCCACCCAGUGUUUUAUGCUUUCAAACAUGUUUGAUCCAAAAACUGAAACUCGUCCUACUUGGGCGGUUGAAGUACGAGACGAUGUUAUUGAGGAGUGUUAUAAAAAUGGCGGCGCUCUUCACGUUUAUGUAGAUACAGCAAGUCCACAAGGAAACGUUUACGUUAAAUGUCCGUCGGUUGCAAGCGCCCACAAAAGUGUUUCAGCACUACACGGGAGGUGGUUCAGUGGGAAAGUGAUAACAGCAAAUUAUGUACCAGUGACGUCCUACCAUGAACUCUUCCCGGAUGCUCUAGUUGCUAGGAACGUGCUUGUUCCGAAACCCAGCGAUCAACAAAUUUCUGGUGGUGCUACAGUGCCGAACUUUGCCGUUCCUCCUCCUCCUGCAAUGUCUGGAUACGGAGCUCCACCUCAACCCGGCUACUAUUAG
Molecule: messenger RNA, 1722 nt
Organism: Necator americanus (New World hookworm)
Lineage: Eukaryota; Metazoa; Nematoda; Chromadorea; Rhabditida; Ancylostomatidae
Exons: 13
Coding region: 1-1722 (573 amino acids)
Biological process (GO): mRNA processing
Cellular component (GO): nucleus
Molecular function (GO): U1 snRNP binding; RNA binding
Source: RefSeq, a predicted model, not a curated record